Molecule: messenger RNA, 2336 nt
Organism: Odontomachus brunneus
Lineage: Eukaryota; Metazoa; Arthropoda; Insecta; Hymenoptera; Formicidae
Product: protein PTCD3 homolog, mitochondrial
Exons: 10
Coding region: 143-2107 (654 amino acids)
Biological process (GO): mitochondrial translation
Cellular component (GO): mitochondrion
Molecular function (GO): ribosomal small subunit binding; rRNA binding; protein binding
Source: RefSeq, a predicted model, not a curated record
UGGACCCACACCUUUAAGUAUGGAAGUGUCAAAAGUACAAGCAACAUGAACAAACGUAUUCUCCUCCAAUAACUGUUUUGAGGUUAAGAGAAGAGUGAAAUCUCGGAAAAAUAAAAUAUAUUUUACUUUAAAAGUUUACACGAUGAAUUCUUUAACAAGAAUUUCGCGUAGAAGGCUCUGUCAAGAGUUGAUAAUACGGUUACAAUCUACAGCUGCAACAUCGUCAUCUUCAGAUAUUUAUAUUCCAAACAGGAAGGAACGUGGACCAACAGAUAUCUUGAAAGCUCUUGAAAGCACGAUAUCUAGGGAUUAUACAGCACCACAUUAUAAGUUUCACGAUGACCCAUAUCUAAUGCCACUGUCAAGAAUACAAAACCGCUCAUAUGCAUUAGCCCGUGAGGCUGGAAAAAAAGCUGCAAUGUGGGUUCGACAAGAACACUCUAAUUUGUUUUAUCACAAAGUGGCAGAACCUGAAAUCAAGGCAUUUGUCCCACCUCCAGUUUACACAGAAAAAAGUGUAGUUACAGAGGAAACAUUAUUAUAUGAAAUAUCAAACUGUAACGUUUCCGACGCUAUCACCAUAUAUGAUUUGUUAAAAGUUGACAUAACAAUACCUACAAAACAGGCCCUCUUGGAAUUAUUGUGUUUUUACAAUAAUAGUCAACCCAUCAACACCGAUCUUCUCGAAUAUCGUUGGUAUCAGACAAAUAAACGAGAUAAAAAUAUUUGGAUAACCCGACCACAGAUCAACGUGUUGUUUGAUUUCCUAAUACAACAAGAGCCCAAGGUGGCAGCUGCCGCGUACGACGCGAUGAUAUGCGGUUUAGCCAAAUAUUUCAGUAUAGAUAAGGCUUGGCACUUGUACCAGGAGUGUCAAAAAAAGAGACUGCCGUUGUCUGUCAGAGGAUAUAAUGCUAUGAUAUCAUUAGUGCAGUUUGUAAACAGAGAAGGCGAGAAAUCGAGAACAUUUGUGAAGGAUAUAUACAAAACGAUGGCCGAGAACGGAGUCACUCCGAAUAUUUAUACGUUCAAUGCUGUUCUCAACAUAGCAGCCUCUUUGUCGUCCAAGAAGGAAGCCCUCGAUUUCACACGCAACAUACUCGCAGAUAUCGAAUACUUCCAACUAAAACCGUCGUUAACUACGUAUUACUAUCUGCUAUGUAUUUUAAGCAAAUUCGAUGACUCAGCGUACAACAGCUUCGUACAAAUUUUGAGAUCCUUAAAGAAGGAGAUUCCCGUCGUCCAAAAUGCGAAAGACAUGGAUUUCUUCGUGACCGCGAUGAAUAUGUCUCGACAAUUUUGUGAUCGUCAGCUGGGCGAAGCGGUGAACGAGCUGCUACUCACUGGCGACAAUUAUAAAUUUAUUGGAAACAAUUAUAACGAGAGCAACUAUUACCGGGCGUACUUGGAACUGAUUCUGGCAACGGAGAAUUUCGACGUGUUCUUCAAGAUCUAUAACAAACUCGUGCCGCACGUAACCAUACCAGAACCCUCCGUAAUGCUGACUAUAUUAGAAACUUUGGGCUGUUAUGCCGCAGAGAUCACCAUGCAAUAUAUACCAAAAAUCUGGUCCCAUAUGAUAAUGUUCGGUCAUCUGGACAGGGAAGACUUAUUAGAGUGUUUAUUGAACUUGAUGAGCGUACAUUGUAAACCUACAACCGAUUCCCCGUUGAACGCGCAGUUUGCGGAGAUCGCACUCACAAUCUGGGAUCACAUACAGUCUAGAAAUAACAGGAGGAUACAACACACCAUUGUAAACAGUACAAUAAUGGGCGACAUCGCGGUGCUGCUUGUACGCGGCGGUAACAUCGAUAAAACGAUGGACGUUAUCAUGUCGUGGACCAAGUCGCCGCAUCUGAUAACUGGCAGCGUCGCAAUAGAACAUAUAAACGAGAUAUUCGAGGUUUGCCUUGCUCAAGGACACGCACCUGUGAUCUUUGCUAUCCUCGAAUACGUCAUCUCUCUCGGUCUGGAAGAAGUCGGGGAUAUGGCCAAGAAAUUCCAUCAGACUAUACCUCUUACCUCCACGCAAGAGAACCUAUUAAUCAGUUUGGUGGGUGAUAUUCUUAAUUUGCCACUGUCCAAGGAGCAGCAGUCCUCCGCGUAAAGCGAAUAUUUCAUAGCGAAUAGCGCAGCAACGCAAUCAUUCCCGCUGAAUUGGGAAACUGUGUCAUCCGUCUAUGUAAUUAGCGUCGUUUCCAAUACAAAUGAUGCGAUAGAACAUUUAUACGUUAUAUUGUAGAUAUAUAUUAGUAUUCUAUAUUGUGUACAUGCAGGACUGUAACAUACAUUGUUCGAGAAUGAAAUUCCAUCAAAAUCGAUCAAGAGAAAAAACA